GAACGAACUAAAACCCGCGAUCUGAAGCGACUAGUCGAAGGCGGCGGCGGCGGCGAUGGGGAGCGACCUGGAGACGGAGAAGAAGAAGACCCCGGUGGCGCUGAUGCCCAUCGCGAAGCCUCUCGCUGGAAAGAAGCUCUGCAAGCGGACCCUCAAGCUCGUGCGACGAGCCUCUGAGGCCAAGUGCCUCAAGCGCGGAGUCAAAGAGGUAGUCAAGAGCAUUCGCCGCGGGAACAAAGGGUUGUGUGUGAUUGCUGGAAAUAUUUCUCCUAUUGAUGUGAUUACACACGUUCCAAUACUAUGUGAGGAAUCUAAUGUUCCUUACAUAUAUGUUCCAUCAAAAGAGGAUCUUGCGACCGCAGGAACCACUAAGAGGCCAACUUGUUGCGUCCUGGUUCUGACCAAACCAAACAAGGGGGAGCUCAGUGACGAGGUGAAGGAUAAACUGAAGUCAGACUAUGACCAAGUUGUAACGGAAGUUGCUGAGGCUACAUCUGCAAUGUUCUAAGGACCAUUCAGGGACCACAUCAUCUGAGAAUCAUGCAGCUACAUUCUUGGCGUACUAUGUAACCUGAUCCCUGUCAGUCUGCCCUGCUUGCGUGAACCGCACCAGUAUGCUUUGCAUGGUGGCUGGAGGGAUAUGACUAUAUGAGUUUACCUAUAUAUUAUGGACUAUCCUUGUUGGCGUAUUGUUUUAUUAACGAUUAUAUUUAGCCAGUUAUAAUCCGUUAGGUGAGCAGAUUGUUUGCUUGGGUUACCAGAUCUUGGUAGCCAGUGGGUGCGGUUCCAGGUCUUCUGUUGAUGACUUAUCACAAGAUGUGCUUGUGAUUCCCGUGUAUGAGGAAUUGCGACAUCGUAGAGGCGUAGGCUAUGUUCAGUAGAUCGUGCCUUGCCUCGUGUAUAAUAAUACUGUUUUGUAUCGUAGACAAUAUUGUUUACAGAGAUGAUGAUGAGUAAGCUGCUGGACAUAGCCAGUGCCUUAUAUCAGGGUUAGUUUU
Molecule: messenger RNA, 998 nt
Organism: Zea mays
Lineage: Eukaryota; Viridiplantae; Streptophyta; Magnoliopsida; Poales; Poaceae
Exons: 4
Coding region: 56-508 (150 amino acids)
Cellular component (GO): nucleolus
Molecular function (GO): RNA binding
Source: RefSeq, marked validated